Molecule: messenger RNA, 1503 nt
Organism: Colletotrichum aenigma
Lineage: Eukaryota; Fungi; Ascomycota; Sordariomycetes; Glomerellales; Glomerellaceae
Gene: encC
Product: Anthrone oxygenase encC
Exons: 6
Coding region: 1-1503 (500 amino acids)
Biological process (GO): DNA-templated transcription
Molecular function (GO): zinc ion binding; DNA binding
Source: RefSeq, a predicted model, not a curated record
AUGCCGGACCCCUUGACAACGGGGAUGUCGCCCACCGGCUUGCUUACGCAGACUAUCAUGCCACCGGCACCGAUGACGAUGACCGAUACCUUCGACUUUGCACCAGGAUCGAUGUUGGAUGAGGGUAUGAGGAUGCAGUUGCAGAGAGUCUACUUUGACCACUUCCACCCCCAGUGGCCGAUGCUGCACAGGGAGACGUUCGAGUCCACGAUGCAGCCUAAGCUGUUGAUGCAGGCCGUCAUCACCGUUGGACUAUGGUUUGCCUCGGCACCGGGGUCACGAGAUCUCGCCAUCAGGUUCCACGACCACCUCUUAGUAGAGGUAGGCAACAGAAUCCUCGAGCUAUUAGAACAAUCAAGAAGGGGCAUGUUGUCCCCUCGAGUAGAUUUGCUACCAGUCUUCCAAGCUAUGCUGAUAUCAACAAUCUUGGUGCCGUACCGGGCAGAUAAAACGAUGGAGAACGUGAUGAUGACGCACGCAAUGCUUCUGGAGACGUUCAAGGCGACGGGCAUCUACGACCAGUCGAAGAUCAAUACAGCUUCGCAGCUAUGUGGAAAUAGUGGAUAUCCUUGGGUUUUCCGGGAAUCAUAUCAGCGUCUUGCCGUUUUUCAAUUCAAACUACAUUUGAUCCUUCAAGCAGUCUUUAUUACGAUAUACCCCGCGCUCCGAAUAUCCCGAAACGCAGAGCCAGCCAUGCUCAGAGUCAAGGUGCCGAUGCCGCUGAUGAUGUGGGACGGCCCAGCGGCGCAGUGGUUCGGCAUGAUACCAACGGACCCCGAACUCCUCGACGACGGCGAAGACGACGUUUUGAUAAUCAGCAAAAUGUGCGACAAGGCCGUGAUGAUGAUGGACAACAAGCCGCUGCUCCCGCUCCUCUCUUGGGACCGGUGCCUGGGAAUGGCCAUCUGGUGCUGGUGCAUGAAGCACACGGAGAGCGACAGAGAGUUCAUUGAGAACAUCAAACCAUUUACGGAACCUUCGUUCGCCAUGGCCGAGGGUAUCAAUUGGACCCGUGUGCUCCAACUGGUCAACCUUGCUGGAGCGGCACAUCUCGUAGGAUAUCAAUAUGGCAGCGACAAACUCGCCAUGCACAGCAUCGUGCAACUCCGAGAUAAAGACCUAAUCACCGAGCUAUGGUUCCGAGGGUGGGACUUCGGCCGGAAGUACGGCCCCACAAUGGUGACCGGCACGGCGGCCGUUUUCGGUUUCCUUGCUUGGAAAGACGGCGCCGAGAGCCCUGCAUUUAUCUACAACCUCGCCGCGGCCGUCCUCAUGGGGUCCGUGGCGCCGUACACCCAGUUUAGGGUGUUUCCCGUCAACGACAAGCUCCUCGCCGAACACGAACGAAUCGUCAACCCCAAGAAAAAUGAUGGUCCCAACGGUGGCGCUAGCCUUGAGGAAGUUCGCGGAUGGGCUGCCGAUUGGAAGAGACUGGAUAUGCACAGGCAAAUACUGGAGGCUUUCGCCGUUGUGGCGGGUAUCAUUGCAGCUUCAAAAUCGUAA